Messenger RNA from Choloepus didactylus (southern two-toed sloth), 1632 nucleotides. RefSeq lists its product as uncharacterized. The coding region runs from base 1 to 1185 and encodes 394 amino acids. Lineage: Eukaryota; Metazoa; Chordata; Mammalia; Pilosa; Megalonychidae. The record is from RefSeq and is a predicted model, not a curated record. The transcript has 5 exons.
AUGCGCUCGGCUGUGGCCUUGAGUGGAGCCAGUGUGGGGCCAGGUCAAGUCCUGCAGGAGUUCUUGGGGUUUUCCAGCUGUCGUCUGUGCCCGGCUCCGGUGCCUUUCCUGGUCAGACAGGAGCUCAGCCUGUCGCCAGGCCGCCAAGGACCGCUUCCCCUGGCCCAGGCCCCUGCCUCCCCCUGCGCAGACUGGGGCCCGUCCCGCUUCAGAGAGGAGGCUCGGGACCAUUACGUUCAUGUGUUCUCUGAGGUCUGCUUCACCCCCACCUGCUCCCUGGGCGCCCUCUGCCUCCGGGUCUCCCCUCAGGCCCAAGGGCAGCAGUGGGGGCCCGGGCUGCAGUACAGCCACUUGGACGUGCCUCCCGCCCAGCCUGCCUCGGCUGUCACUGCCUUGUCCGGUGGCCUCACAUCACACACGGCCGAUCUUUGUCAACCCCGGGUGCUCCGGGGGCUGGGGGCACACCCGCAGUUCUCAGCUGCACACUCCAGGGCCCCAGGCCCACAGCUGCCCGACGGGGCUCAGGCAGAAGCCCCAGGAAGUUUCUGGUCCCAGCCAGGGCCUGAGGCAAAGUCGGAGUUCCUGCCUGUCUUCGUGCUCCCACUGUGGCGUCUCACCUGCCAGAACAGAGGAAGGAAAACCAUUGAGUUCCAUCCGUCCACCCCGCCGAGCAUCCUCCAGAGAGGGGUGGGAAGGGAGGGAACAUCCUGGCAAAGCCCCCCAACCCCCACCCCUGCUUUAGCCUGGGGGCCGCUGUGGCCCACGCUGCCCAGCAGCCAAGAGGAGGGGCUGGGACAGGGCACCGCUGGCCCACAGGGAGGCAUGCCAGGAACGAGGCAGGGCUCUCCUGGACCUCGGGGCCCACCCACCCCGGGGACGCUGCCCCUGAGGCUGGGAACCUGCCCUGGGCAGCCAAAGCUCCUCUGGACGCCACUUAAGUCAACCCUGCCUGGGGCUGGCCAAGAUCCCGAGAACAGGGGGCUCUCGCUGGCCCGUGGGCCCCUCUCCACGGGCCCUCUGGUGGGCUGCUGGGCCUGGGCCCGCUGGCCCCUACUGGGCAGGGUGCACAGGGCAGCAACGGGCCCUGUGUGCUCCAAGCUGAGCCAGCCACCUCCCACUCCUGGGCUGGGGUGGGAUGGGGGCUUUGCUUCCAGAGUUGUGCUCCCCAAGCAACGUCCCCUCUGAUUUCUCAGGUUGCUGUCCUGCCCCGGGCCCUGAGUCCUUUCUCAGUUCCACCCUGUUGGUCUGUGCUGGGGGAUUCACGUCUUCACUGGCUGGCCCGAGUGAGGCCAGGGCCCUGGCCUUGUUUGGGGGACAGAGUUCCUAGGGUCACUGCCCCCCGACCUUGGCCAGGCCCUCGGGAAUCAGCGCACCUGGCCAGGCCCACAGAGGAACAGCCCGGGGACCCCCAGCCCUGUGUAGUCACGGGCGAGGUCCGCUCCGGGUAGGGGGAAGGCGGAACCCCCAGGACCCCCCGCCCGGGAAAUGGGACACAGGCGUGCGCCUACCCACGAGCCCGGGUCUCGGAUGCGUCUCGGGAGACGCUGCGUGUCGCCGCGUGUCGGGGCUCCCGCGCGGCCUCUCGGGGUCUCCGCACGUCGGGGGCGGGGCCUGGGCGGGCCUCGGGGCGGG